Messenger RNA from Wallemia mellicola CBS 633.66, 978 nucleotides. RefSeq lists its product as hypothetical. The transcript is spliced from 5 exons. Lineage: Eukaryota; Fungi; Basidiomycota; Wallemiomycetes; Wallemiales; Wallemiaceae. Bases 119 to 925 code for a protein of 268 amino acids. Gene Ontology annotation, cellular component: glutamate-cysteine ligase complex. Gene Ontology annotation, molecular function: glutamate-cysteine ligase catalytic subunit binding; enzyme regulator activity. Gene Ontology annotation, biological process: glutathione biosynthetic process. The record is from RefSeq and is a predicted model, not a curated record.
GACUAAAAUAAAUAAAUAUUGCUUACCAAUUUUACGGAUAAAUCUGGUCCAUAUUUUACAGGAGUUGGCGAUUGCGACAUCGUUGAAAUUUGAUAAGCAAGAUUCUUUGAUUUAAACGAUGAAGAAGUCAGAAGUGAAAAUUGUUUAUAUAAAUUGUGAUAACGUCAAUCUAAAUCCAAUCUCAAUUUCUUCGUCAAAAGCUUGUAAUAAUACCGAGUUGCUGGAAGCUUUGAAUGAUACCUUAGCAUCGAGUGAUAGCUUAAAUGUUGACGAUAAAGUUAAAAUACCAAGUCAACGUCGUCGUUCACCUUCACUAUCGGAACGUAGAUCUAAUUACGAAGUCACAGCCAAGCUAUUCAUAACCGAGAAGGAAUAUAAUAAUUGGAGCAUAGCUAAAAUUAAAGACGCGAUUGAUUGUCUUAACAGAACUACUUCUUUAAGCUCCGUUGAUUCACUGAUCUUAAGUUUCAAUGGUAUUUCUGAUGACAUUUAUCAUGAUAACAAUAGGUUAGACGCUGCAGCCUCAAUUUGGCAAUCUCUCGCUCCAGAGUUCCCAACAACUCAGCUUGCUGUAGCCGACUUUGGACCGCUCGAAUUAGAAAAUUUUCUUAAUAAACUCACCAAUAAAGCUAGACUACCACAAUCUACGCAAAUAAGCUUAUCUAAUUGCUGUGAUCCACCUACAGACCUCGUUCAGCAAGCAAAGAAACAUGAUAUACAAUUAACGGCGCAUCCUGAUCUUCAUGACAUUCUAUCAUCAUCGGAAUUGGCAAGGGCUUUGAAAAACAACGAUACACUAUUACCUAAUAGAAAUGUUCCAGAGGAUGGAUUGACUGUAGAUUGGGUGCUCAAGUACACCAUCAUAGCGCAUGGUAGAGGUGUAGUAGCAGACAAAGGAUACAUAAUACGUGCAUCUUUGUUCUAAUGUUUUAUCAAGGUAGUAAAAAAAUCAUAGAUGUAAAAUAGCCAAGGUACAAG